AUGGCCAGGCUAGGCGCUGAGAUUCAGACCUGGCGAGACCAGCUCCCGGCUUUCCUUAAUCCGGACAAAGUCGAUUCCCGCAUCUUGCAACCAAUCUACCAACGCCAGAGCAAUACUCUGAGCCUCGCGGCUGGACACUGCCUGAUGCUCAUUUAUCGCCCAUGUCUCUUCAACGACUACACAAAGUCCAGUCAUGAUAAAGAAACGAAAGAAAAUGUCAAGAGAUGCGUUGAUGCAGCCUUAAGUGUCGUGACCAUCAUUGACUACAUGGUCGAGUCGAAGCAGCUGUAUCCCUCGCUCUGGUUUGCACCGUAUCAGGCGUUCUGCGCAGUGGUUGUGCUGUACACAUAUACCAUCCGGAAUCACAAAGACAACCAGGCUCCUUGGAAAGAGCACUUUGAAGCAGCAGAGCGCUGUCAAAGGCUAUUGUUCAGCAUCACUAGCCCUAGCUCCCUUGGUCGGCGACUGUCCGUCAUCAUGGAGGAAUACCGUCUUGAGGUCAUAAACCAGGUUCAGCAAAGCUCUCAAUCGCAUACCAGCAAGUCUAUGUCGCUGUCGGAAACUGCGCUUGAGCCGGGUGCAACAUCGUGGCUCGAAAGUAUUGGGACUGAGGACAAUCUCUUUGAGUUGAUGGAUUUGCCUAACUGGGAACAAUUGGAUUCGCUGGUUCUUGAUUUGGGUAGAAUCAUCCCCGAGCUGGACUUCAUGGGCGCCAAUGCUGGGUUCUGA
Messenger RNA from Colletotrichum chrysophilum, 729 nucleotides. RefSeq lists its product as uncharacterized. Gene Ontology annotation, biological process: positive regulation of transcription by RNA polymerase II. Lineage: Eukaryota; Fungi; Ascomycota; Sordariomycetes; Glomerellales; Glomerellaceae. Gene Ontology annotation, cellular component: nucleus. The record is from RefSeq and is a predicted model, not a curated record. Bases 1 to 729 code for a protein of 242 amino acids. Gene Ontology annotation, molecular function: sequence-specific DNA binding. The transcript is spliced from 2 exons.